Molecule: messenger RNA, 2226 nt
Organism: Bipolaris victoriae FI3
Lineage: Eukaryota; Fungi; Ascomycota; Dothideomycetes; Pleosporales; Pleosporaceae
Exons: 7
Coding region: 1-2226 (741 amino acids)
Biological process (GO): intracellular protein transport; vesicle-mediated transport
Cellular component (GO): membrane coat
Molecular function (GO): clathrin binding
Source: RefSeq, a predicted model, not a curated record
AUGGCUGUCAAUAGGAUAAGGGGUGCAUUUGCGCCGCCGCGCAAGGGAGAAACAUUCGAGUUGCGGGCAGGUCUGGUUUCCCAAUAUGCCUACGAACGAAAAGAGGCCAUUCAAAAGACCAUCAUGUCAAUGACGCUCGGCAAGGAUGUGUCUGCGCUGUUUCCUGAUGUACUGAAGAAUAUCGCAACCGCCGACUUGGACCAGAAGAAGCUGGUAUAUCUAUACCUCAUGAACUAUGCCAAAUCACACCCCGACCUCUGUAUUCUCGCCGUGAAUACCUUUGUUCAAGACUCGGAAGACCCGAAUCCCCUCAUACGAGCGUUGGCGAUACGGACAAUGGGAUGUAUUCGCGUUGAUAAGAUGACGGACUACAUGGAAGAGCCCUUGCGGAAAACGCUGAGAGACGAAUCGCCAUAUGUACGAAAGACCGCAGCGCUAUGUGUGGCUAAGCUGUUCGAUCUUGCUCCCGCCAUGUGCAUUGAGAAUGGCUUCCUCGAGCAGCUCCAGGAACUAGUCGGAGACCCAAAUCCUAUGGUCGUCGCAAACUCGGUUACAGCCUUGGUGGAAAUUCAGGAGACCGCCCCGGAAACCAAGGCUCUCGUCAUUACCUCGUCACAACUCAAGAAGAUGCUUCUGGCCUUGAACGAGUGCACAGAGUGGGGUCGUGUGACUUUGCUCACCACUCUGGCAGACUACAAGGCAGCGGAUAUCAAGGAGGCAGAGCACAUUUGCGAAAGGGUUGUCCCGCAGUUCCAGCAUGUAAAUCCCAGUGUGGUGCUGGCAGCCGUCAAGGUCGUCUUCUUGCACAUGAAGCAUAUCUCACCUGAGAUGAUGAAGUCGUACCAGAAGAAGAUGGCACCGCCGCUAGUUACACUCGUGUCGUCUGCACCAGAAGUACAGUACGUUGCACUACGGAACAUUGACCUCCUCCUUCAGAAGCAGCCCGACAUUCUCAGCAAGGAAAUGCGUGUUUUCUUUUGCAAAUACAACGACCCGCCAUACUUGAAGAUGCAAAAGCUUGAAAUCAUGGUGCGGAUAGCAAACGAUAAGAACGUGGAUCAACUACUGGCCGAGUUGAAGGAGUACGCUAUGGAGGUGGACAUGGACUUUGUGCGACGAGCCGUCAAGGCCAUUGGACAAGUUGCCAUCAAGAUCGAAAGCGCGAGCGAGAAGUGCGUCAACACACUGCUCGACCUUAUCAACACCAAGGUCAACUAUGUCGUCCAGGAGGCGAUUGUUGUCAUCAAGGACAUAUUCCGAAAGUAUCCUGGAUACGAGGGUAUAAUACCGACACUCUGCCAGUGCAUAGACGAGCUGGAUGAGCCGAAUGCACGGGCUUCUCUCAUCUGGAUUGUUGGAGAGUAUGCAGAGAAGAUCAACAACGCUGGCGAGAUUCUAUCAAAUUUCGUUGACACAUUUGCUGAAGAGUUCACUCAGACACAACUUCAGAUCCUCACAGCUGUCGUCAAGCUGUUCUUGAAGAAGCCAGAUCAAGCACAGGGCUUAGUCACAAAGGUCCUACAAGCCGCUACAGCAGACAAUGACAACCCAGAUAUCCGGGACAGAGCUUAUGUCUACUGGCGGCUGCUUUCCAGUGACCCACAGAUAACAAAGGAAAUUGUACUCUCAGACAAGCCUCCGAUUACAUCGACAAUACGGUCACUGCCUCCCCAACUGCUGGAGAACCUGCUUGCAGAGCUGUCGACUUUGGCGUCAGUUUACCACAAGCCACCAGAGGCCUUCCUUGGACAGGGCAGGUUCGGCGCGGAGGCGAUGCAACGAGCGGCAAUCGAGGAGCAGCAAGAAGAAGCACGGGAGAAUCCCAUUGCCGCAGCUGCAGCUGCCGCCGCAGCUAGUGGACAAGCGCCCACUAACGUGGAGAAUCUCCUGGACAUUGAUUUCGAUGGUUCUGCACCUGCUUCGUUGCAAAAGCAGCCCACACACGGGGCGUCUGGAUUGGAAGGCCUUGCCGGUACGCCUCAACGCGUAUCAUCACCCGUGGCAAAUGCGCCUCCAGCACAAUCCAAUAUGGAUGACCUGCUAGGAUUAUUCGGCGAUGGAGGUGGUGCACCCGCUGCUCCUGCGGGUCAAAUGAGCAAUAAUGACAUUAUGAAUGGAUUUGCAAGCAUGAGCAUGGAGACGAAUCAGCCGCCACCGCCAGCCCAGCAAAUAUCAGGUGGUGAGCAGGGUAAGAAGAGUAACCAGGAUCUUCUCGACUUGUUCUAG